Capronia epimyces CBS 606.96 is the source of this 2664-nucleotide messenger RNA. RefSeq lists its product as uncharacterized. The record is from RefSeq and is a predicted model, not a curated record. The transcript has 6 exons. The coding region runs from base 1 to 2664 and encodes 887 amino acids. Lineage: Eukaryota; Fungi; Ascomycota; Eurotiomycetes; Chaetothyriales; Herpotrichiellaceae.
AUGGCAGUGAGAGCUCCUCUCGCGUUCAGUCCUGCCACCAACCCUCUUUUUUCGCCAUUUUCGCCCUUCCCAGAACAUCCCGCCUCGCCGGCGCGACCUCGAACUGCUGGGGCGUCGAGUGUCCAUAUGUCCGGACCAGAGAGGUCGAAUAUAACCGGCGACAAUCAUCUCAAGGCACCGCCAGUUACCGGCAAUGGCAUAACCUCGCCCCAAGAUCCCGUUAAUCCUUCUCCCGUUUCCUCGGACGUGACGAACUUUGAAGACGUGGACGAAGAGUUUGAAGAGGACGAUACCGACACAAGGAGGAGUCCUUUGGCUGAAGCUACUUCCACCCCCAAUGACAGUCAACGACUAUCAGUCACUUCUCCAGCCAGGAACAACUGGCAACGAAUGACAAGUCCAUUGACUCUUGACACUGUUGCGAUAUUGAAUCAACAGAUUCAGGCGAGAUUGGAAGAAGAGACAGAACCCCAAUCGGCCAUUCACAUCCCAACUGAGUUUGGCAAAUUUCCUAGCAGACAAGCUCCCGAACACCUGAGCCAACCGAGGGUCCAGGGUUUGCUCAACAAAGCUGGAGAGGAUCCUAUCGCGCCACCAAAGGAAGCGGAAAGGGCCAGGGCGGAUUCUACCGAUUCUAAAAGAUCGGAUUCUACCGUCACCGAAUCAGCCGCUCUUGAGAGCACACCUACUACCAAGACUCAUGGUGUUCCGAUGCCUCCGACCCCUUUGCAAACCAGCCUCCCUCCACUGCCGAUCCCACACGACUGGUCUCGAACUCCCAGAGCACAGACGAGACAAGACCUCAACGUUCUGAGUCGUCCAGGCUCGAGCCUUGCCAGCAUCCUGGAGGGCGACACGGAUGAUCACCCGAGUACUGAUGAGACCGGAGAUGAAAGUCAACUCGACAGGAGCUUGCGGGAUGCUGAAGCGGAGCUCAAUGCCCUACGCAACGCACUAUCUGAAUGCUGGACGUUGUGCAAUACACUGGCCAACCUGAGCCACAUUCACCGGGCGAGGAUCUUCAACUUCUCCGGCCGGGGUGACAUGCAAGAGCAAGCAUGGAAAGCCUGCUGGAAGUUAUGUCAAACCCUCUACAACACUCGGGAGGACAAUGGGCCGGAGGCAUUUUCGCACAAUUCGUCUAGGCCCACGUUAGAUCUUUGUCGCGAUUUCUGCCAGGCACUCUUCGAAGUCAGAGUUCGAGAUAAUGAGACGGCAGAUUCGGUGCUGAGAGUCAGCUUUGAAUUAAACAAUCACCUCUUCAACACGCACGAUCGAAGCCUCCCCGAAGCAUUUCGGGAGAGGACGCUGGACUUCUACAUCACCCUGUGUCAUCGACUGAUGAAACAGAAAUCGAAAAUGGCCGAGGAAACAGAUUCGUUACUCCGAGCUUGCUGGUCUUUGGCCGAGAUGUUGUUCAGCCUGCGACAGAACCGACGCGAGGGGAAAAGACCAGAUGAGGAACUGCUAGGUUCGGCGAUCCUGGCCUGUUGGGAGCUCUGCGACUUAUUUAGAGAGGGAUGGACUCGAAUCCGUCCAGAAAGAGGCACGCCACGGCCCAGCCAGGCGACAUUCACACAGGCGUUUAACCAAGCCAAAAGAUCGGGAUUUGCGCCGUUGGACGAGAAUGCCAAUCCCAGACUAUUCCCAGAAACCCCGACGACGAUUUUCGAAGACACCGUCACCACCAUCUCACCCGAUGAAGCGCCCACGCCCAAUAUCUUCGUUCUCGGAGCCGAUGAAGCGUCGCGAAUGUCGACUACCUCGUCCGAAACGUCGAUCUCCGGGGGCCCUCCCCAGCGUCAGCCCUCUCCCAAUCCCCGAAAUCCUCAUUCCGCCCAACCUGGUCCGUCUGUUGCAAGCCUCGCCAAUUAUGCCCGAUGGUCAGCCAACUCUUCAACCUUGUCGCUUCCAGCGUCUGCGAUCUCAGAAGGCGGCCCCAAUCCUGUUUCGGCCACGACCGUGUCGACCAUCCGCACCCCAGGCGAAGAUCCUACUUUGAUUCUUCUCAAAGCGUUGUUUGUCAAAGCCGCCCUAGCCACAGGUCGUCGGUUCACUCAGACCUCGCCCGACCCGAAUCUGAAUUCUCUACCUAAUUUCGCCAAGAAUCUCCCGGACACGGCAUUCGGCAAUCAGACGUGGCAGGUUUCUUUGCUGGAAAACUAUCGCAAAGCCAUCAUGAAUGAUUCCGGGUUUCGGAACUUGGGCACGGCCGGGACCGUGGGUGAGCGGGGCAAGCUGAAUCCCGUGGAAGUUGGCCGCGCUGUCCUGGGCAUGACCUCGUGCGUUUAUGGGUUCGGGUGGCUGAAAGACCUGUAUCGGUUCGUGUUUGGGUUCUAUGUCGAGGAGGCUUUGAAAGGAGGCGGAAGCGAAAGUCACGCCGCCCAGACUCGGGUUCAAACGUCUGGCGCGGGAGGCGGAGGCGGAGGCGGAGGUGGAACAGGUCGGCGGUUAACAACAGGCAAACAACAGGGAGUAGGAGUCACUGCCGCAGCUAGUCUGGUAGCCGCGGUGAUGGGCAGUGGCAAGACCAGCAGCCUCAAUGUUCCGACACCUACGGGCGGCGGCGGAGGCAGCAGCAGCAGUACAAAGAGCACAGGAAGUGGAGGGGGAAAUGGAAGUGUCAAAGGAAGCAACAACGGCCGGCGGACAAUCAGUCAAUAA